UCAGCUUACCAUCGCGACACGUCGCCAUGUUGUUUUGUUAAUGGCCGACAACCUUAUAGAAAUCAAUUGAAGACCUUGUUUUCCUGUUUAAUUUACUGAUAACCGCAAUUCUGGAAGAAAUAAAAGCAAUUACAAUGCACGGCCGGGGAGGAUUUCCCAUAAAAAAUGUUGUAUUUGGAGUUUUUAUUGUAUUAUUAAUUUAUAUGACUUAUUUAUACAAUGGUUCUCAAAACCGUUUGCGUGAAGCUGAAAUGACAGGGGCACGUUACAAAAGGGAAGCAGAUGACAGAGUCACUGAGAUUCAAGACCUUGUGAAAGCCAAAGAUAAAGCCCAAGAAAACUGGCAGAAUGAAAAGUUUGAACUAAACAACAGAAUAAAGUCCAUUAACCAGCAGCACAGUUUGUUACAGGGUCAGUACAAGGAAAUAGAGGCUGACUUAUUGAAACUUAAAGAUGACAUGACCAAAAUGAGCCAAGCCCACCAGGAUGUUCUAAGUCAACAUUCCCAAGAAUAUCAGCUACUGAAACAAACUAAGGAUAAUGAGAUCAGCCAGCUGAAAGAUGAUUUGGCAAAUUUAAAAAGACAAAAGUCUGACUCUGACUCCCAAAUCCAGAGCUUGCAAGAGAGUGUGAUUAAGACUCAGAAUGAACUUGAGUCAACCAAGACUGAAGCCAGAAACUACUUUAAGCAGCUCAAGGAACAGCAUGAGAAAGAUGUAUCUAUCAAUUCAAAUUUAAUGAAAAGUCUAAAUAUGCUCCAGAAAGAAAAGGCAGACCUGGAGAUAGAAUUAAGAUUUCUUAAACAGAACCAAAAUGCGCCUAAAGUACACUUGAAUUUAAGCAAUGAUGUACCAACCCAGCAACCAGCUGUUCAACAUCAAGCACAGCAAGUGGGAAGUCUGUUUGAUGAUAGCCAUCAGAAUGCUCAGUCUAAUAAUAACAACAAUGUUGAGCAUAUGCAGAUGGAAAAAGAUAACCCUUUUAAGCAGUUUGAAAACUUAUCAGAGAAAGAAAAGAAGGUUCCAACACCUCUUAUCAAUAUCCUUGGCAGAGAAGGUGGAGCUGGUACUGAUAAGCCUAAGGUUGAUGUGGAAGAAAUGAAUGCUCAGCACCAGGUGAUAGCACCAGUGCAGCACCAAGGCCUAGCAAAUGAUGAUGAGCAGGCCAGGAAUGGACAAAAUUCAAAGGAUACAGGGAAAAGGCCUGACAUAAAUCCUAAUGAUGAGCAAAAAGUUCAAAUCUUGGAGCCAGUUCUAAACCCAGAGAAGGACAAAUUAAAGUAUGAUCCAGGGCUGGAAGGCAUAGACGAGGACAAGAAAGACAAUGAUAAAGAUGUAAGAAUGGAUGAAGAAGGAGACGAAGAGAGGGCUGAGCACAAAAACCCUCUUGCUCUGGGCCAGAUCCAGGGUCCCCAGCCCGGUGCAGACAAUGCCAAUGACAACAGAAUUAAUGGACAGCAGCAGGCUCCCCUUCUAAAUGACAAUAAUGAACGUGUGGAUGGGAAGAAUGGUGCUGGAGUAGAUCAAUAUGAUACAGAGUUUAUGAAGAAGAAAAUUGAAAACCAAUAUUUUGGAGAAGAAGCUGAUGAAGAUGCUCACGGGGGUGAUGACCAAUACAGGGACGCUAAACAGAACAGAGAUGCAGACGGCCUGGAUCAAUUUGCAGAGAAUGACAAUGCUGCGCUAGAGAGGGCUAAUGAGUAGUCCCUCUGUUUUUUAGGUCUUCAUUGUGUUUGUUGGCAGAAAGUGCGAGAAAGCAUGAGGAAUGUUGUGAAUCCAGUGGCUCCUGGUGAGGUGUAGUGGUAGCCCUCAAGUGACCUUUCAGCUUCAUCAUAACUUGUGAUUUUGUUUUGUAUGUUUUAUUAUGUCAUCCAAAAUACAAGGUGCUGGCAUUUACUCUGAGUAAUUGCUUGCUGUAAAGUAUCUUUGAAAUCUAAAUCUAUUUUUUUCCUUCUCUAGAUAAUCCAUAAUAAAUUAUAAAACAAUUAGAAAAUAUUGUUAUAAGCUUUUCCUUUGAUCAAUUAAUUUCAGGUAAUACAAGAUUUGAUUUGAUUUGAUUUUUUUGCAAUUUAUCAGUAAAUGCAUUUCAAGAAAAAAAAAAACAUAUAAAAAAAAACAAUAUAUAUAUAUAUAUAUAUAUAUUUAUAGAUAUAUAAUACAUUCUACUAAAAUAUUUCAUUGUUUUGUUUUUUACUAUUUCUUUAAUAGUUACUAAAAUAAUGGGUCUUUUAUUUAUAGAUUUAUUUAUUGGUUUAGAACUUGCUCACUUAUGUAUAACUAUCUCUAUGAAAUCUAUUUUGUUCAAAACAUUUCUGUUUGUAGAUGUCUACAUGUCAGACAUUAGCAUUUUUUAACUGGGGCAACUCAUUGGACUGAAGCUUUCAGUUCUAAAUCUUCAAAUUCUAUUUUUUUUUAAAUGAUUGUUUUUAAAAAAAUGUAUAUUUUGAAUAACUACAAUAUGAGCAUAUAACUUUUAUUCUUACCAUUUUCAUAAAUAUUGAUUACAGGAAAUACAUUGUACAUUACCUGCUUAUUGAUAGACAGUUAGCAAAAAUAGAUAAACAUCCAGCAAAAUUUUUUAUUAGUCGACUAUUUAUUUAUAUAGAAACAUGUGCAGGUAAAAUGGUAAUUUAACUCUCAGAUUAAAAAUGUUUGUGUUUGUCAAACCCCACAAGACUUAUUUAUAAGUUGUAAUAUAUCUUAAUACUGUGAUGACUUGAAGUAGUGAUUUUAUUUCUACUUUUUUUUUAUGUUGAAAUUUAAAUAUUAAACACUGCCUGAUGAAAGUUACUUAUUAGUCAAUUUGUACUGAUAAAAUAGUGAAUCUUAAACCAGUCUUUUUUACCUAAAAACAGUUGGUUUUUCUGUCCCCCACUUUUGUUAUCAUGAACAUUUCACUGAACUAACAUGACAUCACUAUAAUGUUUGAUUGUUUCUUAGAGUUGUUGUUUUUUAAACCCUAAAUCUUAUAUGAACACUUGUUGAAAACUUAUUAUUAUAACAUUAGGAGGUUGGAUGUAUGUGGCUGAACUUUAAAUCCUGUGUGUUAGUCAGAUUUUUUUAUUUGGCACUAGGUUUCCCAAUGUUUUUUGUGGGGGAUUGGGUUUUUGCUGUAGAAAUUUAAGUGACAUGCUAAUCAAUUCACUUUUCUGUUGGCUUUUUUUUUCUUUCAUUAUUAUUGAAGCUUCAGAAUUUAAAAAUGUUUUUUUAUUAAACUUUGUCAGCAGUUUAAUCUUUAAGAGUUGAUAGUGCUACAUGCUGUUAAAAAAAAAGUGGUUUCUAAUUUAAUUUUUCUGAUUUCAUUUGUAGUAACUUGGUUUCUUAUUUCUUAGAGUUUGUUUUAUUUAUUGAGGGAUACAUCUUGUUCACUUUGCUCAAAUGCCAUUGUCCUCGUCCACUCAUUACAUCCAGAUAUUGUGACACUUGUACUCAGAUUGUCUUGUGUAGCCUUUGAAAAUCAACUAGUGCUAAAUGCCUACUUUGUAUAGCAGCUGAGUGAACCGCAAGGAAUGAAUGGUUGUUUAUAUUUUUUACUGUGUUACUUUUCUGUUUGAACAAUGCAAAUGCUGUACAAAGUCUUGUUCUGAUCAGUUUGUAUUCUAUUUCAAGGGCUGUUUGAAAAUGCUUUAUUAUUGAGAACUAAUUGGUUCAUUCAAAUAUAUAUACAAAGAAAAUGCUGGACCAUUUCUGAAGUGUCAUAACUAUCAAGGCAUCAAUACCAAGAUUUUGCAUUCCACAAUUUGGUUGAUAACAGGAUAGUUGUCAUAGUUUUGUUAAAACUCUUAACACAUUAAACUUUUUUUUAUACACUAUUUCUCUCCCCUUUUGUCUCUUGUUACAUACUUACUAAUAAAUUUAUUAAAGUUCAUUUUAAUUUCUAUUUUAAUACGGUAGUUAAUUAUUAAGAUAAAAAUUAUUUUUUUUUGUUUUUUUACUAAAUCUGUUGUUUAUAUUUAAUGUUUAUAUUUCAAGUUGGGAGCUAUAUUCAGAGAGAUUAUUUUAAUUUAAACAUUGUUUUUUUUCAAAACAUUUUAAGAUUAGUUUUUUGUCUGACCUAGUUGACUUUUUUUGUCUGACCUAGUUGACUAUCUUAGAUACAAAAAUUAUAUCUGUCUACAACACAUUUUUAAAAAAAUAUAAAUAUUAUAGAGCAUUUUCUUUUAGAGAACAUCUAAACUUUUUUUUUCCUGUUUGUUUGAAGUAAAUCUUAUUGCACUGCAAUAAGAACUUUGUUUUCAAAUGUUCUUUACUAAUUCUUCUGCCAUUCAUUCUAUUCAUUAUAAACCAUUAACAAAAGAACAAAAAAGAAAACAUCUUGCACUGUUUUUAGUACAAUUUUCUUAGCCACAAUGGGGUACUGUACAAAAUGUAUGUGGGUUAUUUUGUUAUUACAACUUGAAAGAGCACAGUUUGACUCAGUUCUAAAACUGUUGUCUCAAAAGUGCUCUCAAAGAUUUGCUAAAGCUUUAGUCUCUCAUUCACCGUUUAAAUAAUAUAUUCUUCAUGGCCUUUAAGUCUAUGGUCAACAAUACUAUGAUCAAUGGUUACUGAAGAUGCUUGUGUUGCAGAUGAGUAGUACAUCUCAUUGCACCAUAUUGUGUCCCAUUAAGUUUGAAUCCCAGCAGAGGUUAGGUUCUUGAGAAGGUCUUGUGUCUUUCAAUCUGGCUAUCUGACUCUAGUAAGAGAAAGUAAAAAUGAUUAAAGGCCUCUUCCCCAUAAGAAGAUUUCCAACUUUUAAAUGAAUUCUUUCUUUCUAAUUUUGAACACCUUUCCAUCCUACAAAACUAUGAACAGAACUAUUGAACUAGAUGUGAUCAGUGAGAAUGAUUGUAUUGGUAUCUGAGGUGAUUGUGACCAAUGCAUUUUCUUGUGAUUCAUUGUUGCAUUUGAAAUCAUGCAUUGCAUCAAUGAUAAUAGAGGGAAAUAAAUGCUUUUUUAUUUUGUUUAAGUAUAUCAUAGCUUUUUAUUUUGACAUUUCAGUUGUUACUAUUCCAAUAUAUUGUAGCCAAUGUCGGCUAAUAAAAUGAAUCUAAUGGUUGAUAAUGUUGUUUAUUUUGUGGGGCUUUUGAAACAAAAUAUUUUUGUGAUUUUUUUUUUA
Biomphalaria glabrata is the source of this 5097-nucleotide messenger RNA. RefSeq names its product protein hook homolog. Gene Ontology annotation, cellular component: Golgi membrane; Golgi apparatus. The record is from RefSeq and is a predicted model, not a curated record. The coding region runs from base 135 to 1703 and encodes 522 amino acids. The transcript is spliced from 15 exons. Lineage: Eukaryota; Metazoa; Mollusca; Gastropoda; Planorbidae.